AAUGCAAAAUUGAAAACUGUGAGUCCUGUUUCAGUCGAAACUUUUGCACAAAAUGUAAGGAAGGUUUGUAUUUGCACAAAGGGAGAUGUUACGUCACAUGCCCCGAAGGCUACGCUGCUGCCAACGGCACCAUGGAGUGCAGCAGUCCUGCACAAUGUGAAAUGAGUGAGUGGGGACCCUGGGGGCCCUGCUCCAAGAAGAGGAAGCUCUGUGGCUUCAAGAAGGGCAACGAAGACCGAACACGGCGGAUUCUGCAGGCUCCGUCCGGAGACGUGUCCCUGUGUCCUGCCACCACGGAGGUGCGGCGGUGCACAGUGCAGAAGAACCAGUGCCCCGAAGGGAAAAGGAAGAAAAAGGAAGAGCAAGGAAAGCAAGAUAAUGGGAACAGAAAUCGGAAGGACACCAAAGACGCGAAGUCUGGCACCAAGAAGAGGAAGAGCAAACAGCGAGGGGCCGUGGCGCCCGCGACGCCUGCCAGCCCUGCCCAGUAG
Acanthisitta chloris (rifleman) is the source of this 491-nucleotide messenger RNA. RefSeq names its product R-spondin 1 (gene RSPO1). The annotation marks the transcript as partial. The transcript is spliced from 3 exons. The record is from RefSeq and is a predicted model, not a curated record. NCBI's taxonomy places the organism in Eukaryota, Metazoa, Chordata, Aves, Passeriformes, Acanthisittidae.